Rotaria sp. Silwood1 is the source of this 792-nucleotide messenger RNA. The record is from the annotation of a GenBank genome assembly. NCBI's taxonomy places the organism in Eukaryota, Metazoa, Rotifera, Eurotatoria, Philodinida, Philodinidae.
AUGCCUUUAAGAGUGCGAAAUCUAUUGGCGACGAUUGGCAAUGAACGUAUUCUUAAAAUCCAACUUGGUCGUACACCUGUUCAAGGUCUCAUUGUUAAAGUGCUCAAUUUUUUGAGUGAUUCGAAGUUUUCCGAGAAACAACUUGAACUUGACUACGAUGAAAUCUAUCACAAUUAUUUACUUAUUACUAUUCAGAAUAGCACUGGGCCCGAAGUACUACGACAUAUACUCGGAAAUGCAAGACACUAUGCAGUUGCUAGCACUGUCCUUAAACUUGAGAAAACACAACGCGUUGCCCUCGGUUAUCCAACGAUACCCGAUGACUUGAUCGAUUUGUAUGAUAUUCCAAUUACGCCAAAUAAACUUUUGACGCUCAAUCAACUAAUUUCUAUGGCAUCGAAUGUCGAUAAAAAUUUUUACAAAUAUGAUGCUGCUACAAAUAAUAUGUGUCAAACAUUUGUUGAAAACAUUAUUGAAAUCAAUGGUCUCAUGCCUAAUAUUCAUGACCAAGCCACAUUAAAUGCUCUCAAACCACAGGAUGGAAAAGCAUUGAUCGCUACCCUCGGUAGUCGAUCUAAUCUUGUCAAAGCUGCAAUCGAUUUGGGUAGGGAAUUAGACAAAUUAGUAUUCGAUCAUAAAAUUCGAUGGAAAAAGUCGCCACCAAAAGAUUUUGCUUCAUUGCCAAAAGUAAGUGGAGCUGAUUCGGAAAGUAUUUACACUAUGUACAAUGCGAUUCUUUUGCUCGAACAGAAUGCACGAGGUUUGCUUAACGCGGCAUCGCCGAUUAAAUAA